Molecule: messenger RNA, 603 nt
Organism: Saccostrea echinata
Lineage: Eukaryota; Metazoa; Mollusca; Bivalvia; Ostreida; Ostreidae
Product: tripartite motif-containing protein 2-like
Exons: 2
Coding region: 1-603 (200 amino acids)
Biological process (GO): negative regulation of translation; protein polyubiquitination; proteasome-mediated ubiquitin-dependent protein catabolic process
Molecular function (GO): translation repressor activity; ubiquitin protein ligase activity; protein binding
Source: RefSeq, a predicted model, not a curated record
AUGAAGAUACCAGACGACAUAGCAGUGACAAAAAGUGGAGAUCUAGUUUAUACUGAUUACAGUGAUAGAACUGUGAACAUUGUGAACAAUGAGAAGAUAGAGGUGAUCAGAGCUGGGGACCUUAAGGUUGAUUAUACAAAACAAGCAAAAGUUGUCCGAUACCAUGGCGCCAUAAAGAAAGAAACCAUUCAGUUUUCUAAUAAAGGUAAACCUCUCUAUUCUGAUUCUGAAGAAAAAUACAUAACAGAGAACAGGAACCUGGAUAUCUGUAUUUCUGACAGUGAAGCUAAAGCAGAAGUGGUGUUUAAUCGAGGAGGAAAACUGAGAUUUAGGUACAAUGGACAAACUCCUGCUCCAGAGAACGAACCAUUCAGUCCACAAGGAAUCACAACAGACAGUCAGAGUCACAUCCUUACAGCAGAUUAUAAUAAUCACUGUAUCCACAUCAUAGACCAGGAUGGGCAGUUCCUCCGUUACAUAGACUAUGGGCUUAUUUAUCCCUGGGGACUAUGUACAGAUACAAAUGACAAUCUGUUUGUUCCUGAAUGGCAAAACAAUAAAGUGAAGAAAAUCAAAUAUCUGCAAACGAUUGAUUUAUUGUAA